This is a messenger RNA of Stomoxys calcitrans (stable fly), 1453 nucleotides long. RefSeq names its product N-acetylglucosamine-6-phosphate deacetylase. The record is from RefSeq and is a predicted model, not a curated record. Gene Ontology annotation, molecular function: N-acetylglucosamine-6-phosphate deacetylase activity. The transcript is spliced from 5 exons. NCBI's taxonomy places the organism in Eukaryota, Metazoa, Arthropoda, Insecta, Diptera, Muscidae. Gene Ontology annotation, biological process: N-acetylglucosamine catabolic process. The coding region runs from base 108 to 1343 and encodes 411 amino acids.
UGUCGCUGUCUGGUAGUUGUCGUUUGUGGGGUGCUGCUAUUGUUCGUUGUUGUUCGAUUUGCGGGUUAUUCUUUGUUAUUGUUUUGAUAUAUUCAAGUUAAUUAAUAAUGGCAACGGACAGAGGAGAAGAUGUUCUGAUUCAAUUUACUAACUGUCGCUUGAUUCGUAAUCACCAGCUUAUCAAGGAUGACUUGUGGAUUCGAAAUGGGCGUAUCAUCAAUCCGGAGCCAGUGUUCUUUGAUGAAAAGGAAUUGGCCCACAAAAGAUACGAUUGCAACAAUGCUAUAAUUGCUGCGGGGUACAUUGACCUCCAAAUCAAUGGGGGAUAUGGUGUGGAUUUUUCUUACGACACCGAAACCGUGGAAGAUGGCAUUAAUAAAGUUGCAAAUGGAUUAAUACAAAAUGGUGUAACUUCAUUCUGUCCUACGAUAGUAACAUCACCCAAAGAAACGUAUCGUAGCGUAUUACCUCGAAUUCCAAAGACCACAAAGGGUGCCGGUGUAUUGGGUGUACACUUAGAAGGUCCAUUUAUUAACAUUAAGAAGAAAGGUGCUCAUCCCGAAAACUGUAUAAAGGAACUGGAUAAUGGCUUUCAAGGAUUAAUGGAUGUUUAUGGAACACUGGAAAAUGUCAAAAUCGUGACUCUGGCCCCUGAGAUCGAUUCCACGGCUCAAGUUAUUAAACAACUGACUGAUCAAGGUAUAACUGUAGCUUUGGGCCAUUCUAUGGGUAGCUUAAAGGACGGCGAAGUAGCGGUUCAAAACGGAGCCACUUUGAUAACACAUUUGUUCAAUGCCAUGUUGCCUUUUCACCAUCGUGAUCCAGGGCUGGUGGGACUUUUGGCUUCGGAUGCCAUCCCAGAGGGACAAACGGUGUAUUUUGGUAUCAUUGCGGAUGGAGUUCACACUCACCCGGCCGCCUUAAGAAUUGCCCAUCGUACCCAUCCCGAAGGUUUGUGCCUAGUCACGGAUGCCAUUUCAGCCUUGGGCUUGGAAGAAGGCAUUCAUCAUAUUGGUCAAUUGAAACUAGAAGUAAAGGAUGCCAAAGCAUUCGUGGCCGGCACUGAUACACUAUGUGGCAGCAUAGCCCCAAUGGAUGAGUGCGUUCGCAUAUUUCGCAAAGCCACAGGUUGUUCCACAAUAUACGCCAUUGAAGCAGCCACCUUACAUCCUGCAAAAUGUUUAAAAAUGGAAAAAACCAAAGGAACAUUGGAUUUUGACUCAGAUGCCGACUUUAUUCUCUUGGAUGACGGCUUAAAUGUGCUUUCCACCUGGAUUGGUGGCCAAUGUGUGUUUUGUACUGAUGAAACAAAAUCUAUUUUUAAUUGUUCUAACGCUUGUUAAAUGUGCACGAGUAUAAUCAUUUUUACACAAAAAAAACCAUACACGUUAUAAUGUGUUCAUGUUAUAUGCAUGCAUAAAGUAUAUUUUUAUUUUUAUACCAAUAUUUUGUA